Molecule: messenger RNA, 6297 nt
Organism: Phasianus colchicus (ring-necked pheasant)
Lineage: Eukaryota; Metazoa; Chordata; Aves; Galliformes; Phasianidae
Product: galanin receptor 2b-like
Biological process (GO): G protein-coupled receptor signaling pathway
Cellular component (GO): plasma membrane
Molecular function (GO): G protein-coupled receptor activity
Source: RefSeq, a predicted model, not a curated record
AUCCUGCCGCUGGGAACGGGGCUCCCGAAUUCCCGGGUCCCGCCGGUGCGAGCAGCCCGUCCGGGCCAAACGACCGGGAGCGGGGUGGGCGGCGAGGGGAGGGAGCGGCUCCCGGUGCGGACGCGCAGCCCCAGACCCGACCGUGCCCGCUGCAGGAGCACCGGGGAGACCCCGGCUGCCCGCCCCGGCUCGUUGCCUGCCGGAUGCUUUGGGGUGGCUGCUGUUCCAAAGCUGAGCACCGAGUUUGUCCCCCAGCAGAGCAAACGAGGUACCUGCACAAAUGGGGAAACGGAGGCACUCUUUGCUGGGAACAGCAGUGACAGCAGCAGAAUGAGCAGCCCAUUGAAAAAAGAGAGCUCGAACCGCCUGCUCCUUCUCCCUUUGCUCCUGUCUGUCCAGAACACGAAGGGUCCGCAGCCCCCAUCCCAUCACUGCUGCCAUUCCUCCCCCGUCUCUCCCGCCCUCCUUGUGGUUCCCUCGAUGCAGGAUCUGGCCGUGCCGUUCCCAGAGUCCCCGACGGAACGCGCUGCCGCCCCACCGACGGUCAGUGCCGGUCCUGCUGCUGCCCGCAGCCCUGAGCCCUGCCCGCCCUGCGUCUCCUGGUUUGCCGUUCCAGCUUUGCCACCGAUUCAGGUCUCAUCCAUCCCUGGCAACUUUACCUCUCCCUGUCCCAGCACCUUUGCCCCUGCCAGCCCUGAGCAGCAGAUGUGGAAGAGGAACCCCAUUGCCCAUAGUCUCCUUAUUCUUUCUGUUCACACAGCUGUCCCUCUCUCAUUCUCUGAUAGCGAAGACUGUUUGGAACCAAAUGAAACUCAAGAGCAUUGCCAUAAACCCAUUCACAAAAUGGUAGGGUGUCAAACGGUUGCAAAAUGCUUCCAAGGGACGUGAGAGCAGUCCCUCGGGUUCCUGCAGCUGCCUGGGAAGAUGCUGGGACUGGGAGUAUCUCACUGCACCAAAGGUGCUCUGAGUCACUCCUUGAUACUGUGUGUGUAUUGCUUACACAUACAUACCUUGGAAGGGGUAGUGCUGCUGUCACUCUGUGCUGUUGCUACCGCUGUCCUGCCUCUGCAGGCAGGGCUGCACACAGAGGAGGGCUUCAGAACUAGUGGAGUAGACAUAUAUAUUCAUUUCUCUGCUCCAUCAAUGAGUGCUCUGAUAGCUACUAAGCCACCACUUUAUGUUCCCAGCUCCCCUAUGAAAAGGGAAACAAAGCACUGCUGGGCUUUAUACAGACAGGUCAUGAGUUGUGGGCAGCCAGGUAGAGCCCUGAAGUUGUGGGAAAGACAUGCAGCCAGGCACUUAGCAGCCUGCUACCACCUCCUGCUAAGUCACCAUGCUCCUGGUCACCCACUGUCCCUGAUAAGAGCAUUCCAAGCUCCCUGAAUUCCUUUUCCAACAGGAUCAAGAAUUAUGCUUGUAGCUGAGUGAUAAAUUGUAACAGAAGUAGCUCCCUGACUGUCAGAACCAAUUUUUGCCAAGUGAAGCAUGAACUGCUCGCAUGCACAUCAAGGGAAGUCAGAUGCAGACUGUAACCAGACUCUGUGACAUGCCAGCACUCUGAAGUGAUCCCACAGCAAAUCACACCAGUGAGGGGAUGUUUGCAAAGUUGCCUUCUUUGAUUUGCUGAGAGGCAUGGAGGUAUUCCCUGUCUUUUUGUUCUCUUUAGAUCAGCCUUUGAAGAGGGCUGACUGUGACUUAUCUGCCUUGCAAGAGAGAGAGAGCAAAGGAAGAGCAUCUGUUGAUGAGCAGGAUGGUGGGGAGGGGACAGCAGUCAUCCUACCAGGCAGCACAGGCACAGUCUGUGUGGAUGUUAAUACGAAGCUGGUUUCUGGCUGAGCUGUCAGAUGUUAGAAAGGCUUUGCUAACGAUUUUCUCAGACCUACGGAAGGACCUCAGGGUAUGCACAGGGUAUAGCACUGAGCCUAAGCCAGUGCAAUCAAGUAGCAAUAGGAGUACAACACCCAUAACAGCCUGAGCACACUGCUGCACGCAGGGAAGCUCUCUGGUCCUGAGGGUGUUAGGUAACAACAUCGCUGGUCCUUCAGCCAGAUACUGGGACCAGACUCCCUGGCGGGUGUGGGUGAGCUCCCCUGCUUCUCAUACAUUCAUACAGUGAGGGGUGUUCAGUUCCGGUGUGGCUGUAGGGCGGACUUUUGGCUAUACUGAGAACUGACACUGCCAUUUUAAUUGGUGCUGUUCACACACCAAUGCAGAGCUGAGAUCACAUCUAUCAUCUACCAAAGAUAAAUAGCCUGCACCUCAGUGCCGGUCAGCCCCCUUUUCCGGAGGAGUCAGUUCAUUCCUCUGCCAUACAGGCAGCAUAAAUAGGCCAUUCCACAUCUACGAACCUCAAGGUUUCUAUGAAGGAGAAGAGGCUCAGCCAAAGAUCAAGUUUCUGUGCUGCACUCGCCACAAGGCAAAUUUACUUUCAGACAGCCUUGAGGACCCUUCUGCUUCAGGACUGGUAAGUAUCCAAGGGAGAAAUCUGCAUGUUUACAAAUGAAGGGCAGUGACCUGGGUUCCAGAGAGUAGGGGUAGCAUGUGCUUCCUUCCCUGAUGAAGGAGAGGCUGUAACUCCAGGAGGAGCAUUUGACUCUUAGCAGCUGCUGGGAAGUCCACGGGAGGCCAAGGACUGCAUCCUGCUUUGUAGCCUUUACGUGCCUUUUAACACUGUCUUCAUUGCAGCAGUGGUUGUGUUAAAUAGAGCUUGCAGUGACUCCAAGCAGCUGACAUCCCCAAAUCUGCACCGAUACCUGGAGCACCUGCAGACCCACGCUCACAUGCCUCUUGCAGUGCUUCUGCUUCAGGCACUGCACUUCACACACUGCCUGUGCUCCCAGGCCAAUUCCCAAACCUGAAUCAGAAUGCACAAGCUAGAGCUUUAUUAAUUGCAGAGAUUCCACGAUCUCCAUGCUUGUGGUAAGCCAGUCUUGGACCACACAGUAGUAACCACAGCACACCCAUACAAACACUGCAGAGGGAAAAGGACUCCAGUCAUGUUUAUUCAAGGGAAACUAUGCCUGUGAACAAAGAUAGAUAGAUAUAAAAUAUAUUCUUCCAGCUCCAGAACUAAAAAAACACGCAGAUUUCUGUGCCUGUGAUGGAGAACUAGAGUUUCUCCAUGCAACCUCAUCUUCAGCUUGCAAUCCAAAUGCUUGUUUUGAUGGCAGGGGACUGAUGCAGAAAGCCCAGUUCUAGGGGAGAGCUGCCCUGUGGGGCAGAGAGAAGAAAUUUGUUUCUGGAUCACUGGAAGCAAAGCAUAGGGUGUCCCAUCAGAGUUGCCCUCCCCAGAAACUCAUUACUUGGGCACAACAUGGAACUGGGUAGUAGCUGUCACUGCAAAAAACGUUUCCAGCCUGUAUCUAGUGUGUGAUGCUUGUUCUAGGUGCAGGUACUGAAAGGACUGAAACAGAAGCUAUAAAACUGUAUGUCAGUAUUGGCGGAGCAAACACCUCAGAUCAUCCAGCUGGUUGGUUCGAGGUUGGAGCCCCACUGUUGGGAACAAACCUCACAGCCCUCCUUCCAUCAGCUGGACCAGCUGGGAGGUGAAAAUUCUGUUUCCCUUCUCCCACACAGUUGGAGGCUGCGCCACCUAUGGGGACAGAUGCUAUCCUCUCCACUCCCCCAGGUCUCAUUUCCAGCAUCAUCAAGGUGAAAUCUGAGGCUGGGGUAUGGAUUCCUUCCAGGGCCAGAAUGGGGGAGCAUGGAACCCUUUACUCCCACCUUACCCUCACCUAUCCUGCAGGCCAGCAGUGACCAGAAGAACCUGCUGAAAUGCAUGUGUGUCACAGAGCUGAGAGCAGAGCUGUCUGUGUCCUGCCAGCCAACAGAUCCAACAGAUCAUCAACCUAACAGGCCAAGCAGCAUUUCUCCAGUCUCUCACCUCUCUCCCUGUGUUGCCACAGGCUCCAGCAACUCACCACGGCACAGAAUGAUGGAGCAUGAGGACGUCACCAGCUUGGCUGGGUACUGGAAUUCCUCUGACAGUUACCAGUUCAGCCCUGCUAGUGUCAUUGUUCCUGUGGUCUUCUCCCUCAUCUUCCUCCUGGGCACAGUUGGGAACAGCCUGGUGCUGGCAGUGCUGCUGCGCAAUAGGCAAAUGGGCCACAACACUACCAACCUCUUCAUCCUCAACCUCAGCCUGGCUGACUUCUUCUUCAUUGUCUUCUGCGUGCCUUUCCAGGCCACCAUCUACUCCCUUGAGGGCUGGGUCUUCGGUUCCUUCAUCUGCAAGGCUGUCCACUUUUUCAUCUACCUCACCAUGUACGCCAGCAGCUUCACACUGGCUGCUGUCUCUGUGGACAGGUACCUGGCCAUCCGCUAUCCGCUGCGCUCCCGGGAGCUGCGAACCCCCUACAAUGCAAUGGCUGCCAUGGCUGUGAUCUGGGGUCUCUCUGUGGUCUUUGCUGGGCCCUACCUGAGCUACUACGACCUGAUUGAGUGGGAGUCCAGCUAUAUCUGCAUGCCUGGCUGGGAGGAGUGGAGACGCAAGGUCAUGGACACCAGUACAUUUGCCUUUGGCUAUGUCAUCCCAGUUCUGGUCAUCAGCCUCUCCUACACCAGGACCAUCAAGUACCUGUGGACAGCAGUGGAACCCUUGGAGGACAUGUCAGAGUCCAAGAAGGCCAAGCGGAAGGUAACUAAAAUGAUCAUCAUCGUAACUAUCCUUUUUUGCCUGUGCUGGCUGCCCUACCAUGUAGUCAUCCUCCGAUACCUCUAUGGAGAUUUCCCUUUCAACCAGGCCACCUACGCCUUCCGUCUGCUUUCCCACUGCAUGGCCUAUGCCAACUCCUGCCUCAACCCCAUCGUCUAUGCCCUGGUAUCCAAACAUUUCCGUAAGGGCUUCAAAAAAGUCUUCAGCUGUCUCCUGAGGAAGAAGCACCGCAACAAGGUGCAUGUGUUACAUGCUGCUCACAUUGUGCCUGGCUUUGAGGCAGGCUCCACUGAAGUGUCCCAGGUGCAUGAGGAAAAUAACAGGUGUGAGCUGAACCCAGACUCCCUGGCAGUCCCCUCUGGUUCUUCCAAGCACCUUCACCUUUCUUAGUAGCUCCACACCAUCUGCCAGCCCAGCUGUGCCAUCUGCCUCAUGCCACUCUCUCCCAUUGAAUGAGACAGGAUGCUAGGAAAGGCAAGACAGAAACCUUGCUAUAUCCUGCUUCUGGCCUUGCUGUUCCUUUUCUUUCUGGGUAUCAACUGUCCUCCUAAGCUGCCUCCCCACAUCUUAUGUACAAGGAAAGGAAUGGACCCACACUUGCUCCUGAUUCACAGCCCACCUGGAGUUCAAGGACUAAUGCUCCAGCUCUUCUGUUGACUCUCAUCCUUCUAAGUCCUCUACUUAGCAGCCCCACUACAUUGGACACAUUUGUUUGCUGUCAGAUGGUCCCUUCUUGCCUCCUGUUGUCUGAUCUGGACAAAGUGUUUCUUAUGGAGUGGCAAGGGAGACAGGCAGCAUAAGCAGGGCCAGGUGAACAAAGGUGGGACAGAGAGCAACCAGCAUUGCCCGUGGAUGGUUACAGUGGUGGUUUCUGUACUGGCUGUGCUGCUUUCCUGGUGGCCAAGUCCUUCCCUGUGGUGUGGGGCUGUGGGUUGUCUGUAUGUGUGCAAUGUUGCUGCUGUAAAUAUUAGGGAGAUGUUUUUCUGACCCAGAGUAAAUAAAUGCAGUUCCCUAAUGCAGGCAAUAGAGGGGCCUCUGAUGGUGAUUUGGGAUAGGAAUGGACUACCUACACAUCACUGUGGCCUUUUUCUGAACUGGUAUAAAUAUGUGUACUACAAAAAUUACUAUCAAUUACUAUCAAUUCAACUGAGCCAAACCCUGCCUCACAUCCCCACUCUCACACCACAGCCACGUUUACUGACAUGAUCACUGGGCCUUUCUGCUCAUCCUCAGACCAGGCCCAGGUAGGAGGAGGUUCAAAGGAAGAGUUUCUGGAUGGCGUUGGUCCAGGGUUUGCCAAGAGGUCACCAUCAUUGUCAACAUAUAGUCACACGCUCUCUGGUCACACGCUCUCCCUCACCUCAAACCAUCAAACUCCUGGCCUAGGAAACCACACGUGCAAAGAGUCACUGCCCAGAGAUGUACAGUCUUUCCCUUACCCUGCCUGCACAUCUCUUGAUGUCAGAUCAAUCACUCUGCAACACAGAUGAUAUUUUUCUCAGAAGACAACUGAACGCCACCAGACACAGCUCAGAAUCUACCAUCAACAUAUAAAAGCAGCUUUGCCCAUCCAUCACUCUUUGGAUGCCCUGUGGGCAGUCAAGCAGCCAGUGGUCAGAGUGAGCUGGGUAGGUUAUGGUUUG